Fusarium fujikuroi IMI 58289 is the source of this 1467-nucleotide messenger RNA. RefSeq lists its product as uncharacterized. The record is from RefSeq and is a predicted model, not a curated record. NCBI's taxonomy places the organism in Eukaryota, Fungi, Ascomycota, Sordariomycetes, Hypocreales, Nectriaceae. The transcript has 4 exons. The coding region runs from base 1 to 1467 and encodes 488 amino acids.
AUGUCUUAUGAAGAUACUCAACAUCUCCUCGACUCUAUCACCGAUCCGGACUUCGACCAGCGUCUGAUGGGCCACACGAGUGGUCAGGCUACCAAGGAAGUUGACGAAGUAGAUAUGUUCACGGGUCUCAACAAUUCCACCUCUCAGAACCCUCAUGCCGAACUUGGAAUCGAGAACGAAGAUCUCCUAGCAUCCAAUCCCUUUGAAAAAGAGUUCAUGGAAGCAUACGAAGCAGAAAAUGUCCGAGCUCAGGCUUCUUCAGAGUCCGAUGCACAGAUGAGUGGGCCUAACAACAAUGGCAGUACUAUCGCCGACGAUGAUAGUCAAGUUCCUGUCUCUACUGCUGUCACACCCGCGACUCAGUUCUCUUCACCUAUGAAUCCGGAGGACUACUUGUCGGAGUCGUUCCAGACACAGCCAUAUCCGCCACUUAAUAACCAGCCUCAGCCUUACCCUGCUCCCAUGGGUCAACCAUUCUAUGACCAGGCGGCCCUUCAGCAAAUGCAGCCCUUCCAAGUACGACAACCCACUGGCCUUGGUGGACGUCAGAUGAGACAAGCGCAAUAUCCCCAGCAGCAAUUUUUCUUCUCUAUGAACAAUCAGCUUCAUCAACCUCUCUCUGGGCAAGCAUCUCACCCAGCCUUUCAAUCUCGCAAUCCCCCUCCUCAGGGACCACCUCGCAAAGGCCCUGCCCCUAGUGAACCAACCCGUCACAAGAUCCCAACCAACCCAGCCAACAUCAAUCCCCACACUGUAGAGCAGCAGUCGCUCCUCUUAGAGCUGCAGCACUUCACCCAUGAAUACCAGGGCUACAUCACGAACCCAGUCCAAGCUCGCCAGAUAGGCAAUCUCUUUCUCUCACUCGCACACCAUGAAGUGACAGUCACACCGCCAGACAUGGAUCCCACAUUCCCUCGAACGAACGAAGCGUAUCGCGCUCGUGUGCAGGAGCUCUUCAUGGCUAUAGUGGACUGGUCGAAUCCUAGGGGCUGGCGAACGAAGAUGGGAACGAAGCUUGCUGUGCAGUGGGUUGAAGAAGUCAAGGUCUAUCGAAAGAGUGUCGGGCUUUCUGUUGAGCCGUCUGAUAUGCUUGAUCACCAAAUCGAACCUCCUCUUGAAAGGAUGCCUCCUGUGAACGAGCAGUGGAAGAAUGUCGUUCACCGUCAGCUGUCCAACAUUGAGAUUGAGAUUCUCAGUUCUAAGAUCCUCGACUCAGCCAUGCUGUCGCAGCAGGAUCGGAACUUUGACAACAAGGUUUUGAUUCACUCAGCCCUACGCUCAUCGUGGCUCUCCCGAAUCACCAACUCCCCAGUCGCCGAGCUUGUCCGCAAGGAGAACAACAAGGCUGGCAACGACAAGAAGCGGAAUGCUGCUAGCCGUCUGAGUGGCAAGGGUGCCAAGAGACUUCAGAAUGAAGGGAGUGAAGGUGAAGAAGAUGGAAGGAAGACGAAGAGGAAGAGAAACUGA